CGCAGUUCCUGCACAACACGUCUGGAAUCUAUUUCUCUCAACCCUCCUGGAAGGACCGCUCUAUCUAGCUCGAUAUUGCUAUCUAAAAACCGCUCCAUCGGCCCCAACUCUCAUCCUGGUCCUGGAAAACCUGGGCACCCUACCGCAGCCAUGAAGCUCGAUGCGACAGACCUCCGCUAUGUUACUUCGGACGAGUUCCGCGUACUCACUGCGGUCGAGAUGGGUUCGAAAAACCACGAAAUUGUUCCCACCGUACUCAUCGUGAAGAUCUCGGGGCUGCGAAACGGAGGAGUCAACAAAAUCCUCGGCUCUUUGGCGAAGCGUAACCUUGUAUCAAGAGUGCAGAAUGCUCGAUACGACGGCUACAGGCUCACUUAUGGCGGGUAUGACUUCCUUGCAAUGCGCGCCAUGUCAAAACGGGACACCGUUCAGUCCGUUGGAAAUCAGAUCGGUGUGGGCAAAGAAUCGGACAUCUACAUUGUCGCAGACAAAGACGGACAGGAGCUCGUUCUCAAGCUUCACCGCCUGGGUCGGAUCUCGUUCCGCGCAAUUAAAUCAAAACGAGACUAUAUGGGCAAGAGAAAGUCGGCGUCUUGGAUGUACAUGUCUCGUCUCGCUGCCGAGAAGGAAUACGCCUUCAUGAAGGUGCUCUACCAACACGAUUUCCCUGUCCCACGCCCCGUCGACCAGGCGCGGCAUUGCAUCCUAAUGGGAUUCAUCGAUGCAUACCCUCUUCGGCAGGUUGCGGACAUCCCGUCUCCAGGGAAACUCUACUCGGAGCUUAUGGACCUUAUUGUCCGGUUUGCGCGCGCAGGGCUCAUUCACGGCGACUUCAAUGAAUUCAACAUCCUCAUCCGCCGCGAAGACGGCAACCCAAUCGUGAUUGACUUCCCCCAGAUGGUCAGCACGUCGCACAAGAAUGCGGAGUGGUAUUUCAAUCGCGAUGUCGAGUGCAUCAGGCGGUUCUUCCGGCGCAGAUUCCGCUACGAGAGCAGCAUCUAUCCCCGAUUCCGCUCAAUUAACUCUGAGAAGAGUGGCGACGGCUCAGAUGAAUGGCACCUCGACCUCGUGGUAGCGGCCAGCGGCUGGAACCAGGGCGAACAGAAAGUGCUGGAGGAGUACAUGGACAGUGUCUCCCAAGAGCAGGAGCACGCAGGAUCCGACGACGACGAGUCCGAAGGCAGCGGCGACGAUGAGGACGGCGAGGGCGAGGAAGAAGGGACGUCGAGCGAAGAGGAGGAGGGCGUCGACGGCAACGAUGGCGCGGGCGCGGACGAGGAAGCCUCGCACAUUCCCCAGGCGGGCGCAGACGCGGAAGCUGCCCAUGAAUCUCGCGAACCGUCGCAUGAAUCUGGAGAACCGUCGGCGCGCACACGCUCGAGGCACGGCGCGGACGCAGCUGACCUGCACGCUGCGGGCAGCUCUGACGCGGGCGACGUGGCUUCGCGCGCAGAUUCGCCGCGAUCUGCGCGAUCGCGCUCCUCGUCGCACUCGUCGUCGCUCGCCGACGGCACGGCCGCGCUGUCGCUCCGCUCGGAACGCGCGCCCCGCCAGCCGUCGGCGGCCGCGUCCAAGGCCCUCUCGGACAAGGUUCAGUCCGAGGUGUCCAAGCAGCGGGCGCGGCAGCAGCGCAAGUACCACUCCAAGAAGAGUGCGGGUGGGCGGCCCAUCGGCAGCAAAAGGAAACAGGACACGAGGGUCCAGGUCGAUAGCGGCGGAUUUUGGGAGUGAUCAGCGCGAUGGUGUACGUCCCUGCUUGGGCGUUGUUUUCCGCUUUCGACGCCGUUGUUGUAACUUCG
Molecule: messenger RNA, 1799 nt
Organism: Trametes versicolor FP-101664 SS1
Lineage: Eukaryota; Fungi; Basidiomycota; Agaricomycetes; Polyporales; Polyporaceae
Product: RIO1-domain-containing protein
Exons: 9
Coding region: 151-1731 (526 amino acids)
Biological process (GO): protein phosphorylation; maturation of SSU-rRNA
Cellular component (GO): cytosol; preribosome, small subunit precursor; nucleus
Molecular function (GO): protein serine/threonine kinase activity; ATP binding
Source: RefSeq, a predicted model, not a curated record